This is a messenger RNA of Morone saxatilis (striped sea-bass), 1142 nucleotides long. Its product is annotated as phosphatidylserine decarboxylase proenzyme, mitochondrial-like. Lineage: Eukaryota; Metazoa; Chordata; Actinopteri; Moronidae. Gene Ontology annotation, cellular component: mitochondrion. The record is from RefSeq and is a predicted model, not a curated record. Gene Ontology annotation, molecular function: phosphatidylserine decarboxylase activity. Gene Ontology annotation, biological process: phosphatidylethanolamine biosynthetic process.
AGUCCUCGUCGUCCUUUCAGGACCUCCUGCUGUCGUCUCCUGAUAAUGAGCUGUUCCACGUGGUGGUCUACCUGGCUCCAGGUGACUACCACUGUUUCCAUUCGCCCACAGACUGGAGGGUGGAGCUUCGACGUCACUUCCCAGGCUCGUUAAUGUCGGUUAACCCGGGCGUGGCUCGUUUGGUCAAAGAGCUCUUCUGCCUUAACGAGCGUGUGGUGCUCACCGGCCAAUGGCAGCACGGCUUCUUCUCAUUAACGGCGGUGGGAGCCACAAACGUCGGUUCCAUCAGGGUCUACUUCGACAAGGAGCUUCAGACCAAUGCUCCGCGCUACAGUAAAGGAUCCUUCCACGAUCACAGCUAUGUUGCCGCCGCCGACCAGGUGUUUAAUGUGGCAGGUGAAGGGGGCGUGGUCUCUGUUGACGGUGGGGGCGUGGCCUUACAGAAGGGGGAGGCGGUGGGCGAGUUUAACCUCGGCUCCACCAUCGUUCUGCUGUUCGAAGCUCCCAAAGAUUUCAUCUUCAACCUGCAGCCAGGACAGCGAAUCAGAGUGGGAGAGGGGCUCGGCAGCCUCUGAUUGGCCGAGCUGCAGACUCAGGGGGAGGAGCCUGAUGAUGAGGAACUGCUGGAGACUCAUCCAAUACACAUUUUAGGAGUUAAAGGCCUUGUUGGUAAUUUUGUCUGUAACGAAGCUGGGGAGGACAUAACAAUGUUUUUAUGACAAGGAUUCAAACUCCCAGAAUGCCUUGUGCCUAAUGAAGGUGGAAAUGCCAAACCUCUCUCUCUCUCUGUCUCUCUCGGUCUCUCUCUCUCUCUGUUCUGUCUUUACUUUAUGUUGCUCGCCCAGAAACUGAACAAACAUUCGAUAAUAUUUAAUAAACAAACAAGCAAAUUGACACAAAGUGAAAUAAAAAGUUCUUCCGUCCACUGAAACACUUUGAAUGUUUGAAACUUUAUUGUCACUUCUUGCUGUCCAAUCAGAGCUGUUGACUGCUGUUAGCUGUCAGAUGUGUCUGAAGGACCUGAUUGGUGGAAACCAACAGGAAGCCUGUGUUUGGUCAGGAAGCUGUAAAAUAAUGCGAAUGGAUGCUAAAUGUUGCUUCUUUUGUAAAAUAUGUAAUUCUGAAUAAAUAUUUCUUUCACA